AUGUCAAAUAACUCUGGGUUUCAAAAUAGGUAAUAACUUUAACAAUAUGAACAAUUGUUAUAAUUGCUUCUUAUCACCUUAAAUAAGAGAUUGGUCAAGUUUUAUUAAAAUGAAGAAUGUGAUGAAUUAGCAUUUCGUAAUAUUUUUCAUAGAAUCAUAUCUGGAAUGAAAUCCUUAGAAAAAUAGUAUACAUUAAUAACAUAAUCUAAUAGAAAAUUUAUGCCUCCUAGAUUCAGUGAGACCGUUAGAAAUUUAUUUGAGAUUUUGAAAUUAGAAGAACAGCAUGAAGUAUCAAAAUAUCUAUUUAGAGUGAUAGGUUAUACAUGAAUCCAUAAUUUGAUUUAAUCUCACGAUAAGCCAAUAUAAUAAUGAACUAAGAUAAGAAACCUACUUAAAAUCUACAACACUUAUAAUAAGAUGAUCAUUAAGAAAUGCCACCUCAUCCAUUAAUGCAUAUUGAUCAAAGAUAAGAUUCGACUAAAUUAGAUAUGAUUUUUGAGAAGGUUGAUAAAUAGGAUAAAUUGAUUAAACUAGAAUAAAUAGAUAAAAGUAAGAAAUAUGAAAGUGGUAUAACUGAAACAACAACUCCUAGAAAAUUUAGAGAAUCAUUACAUCAAUAACAAUUUUGUUAAUAACAAUAAUUCAAUUUAAUACCAAAAGAAUUCAUUAAUUAAAUAGAAGAAUGUGUUACUAGAAAUGUAUUAGAUAAAUUGAGUCUUCCAAAAAAAUCAAAGAAAAAAAAAUAAAGAUCUUCAUCUAAUUAAUUUUAAUUUAGACAAAUUCUUUUAACAACAAGUGAAAAAUAGAAUUAAUCUUUUUAAUCAACAAAGAGAAAAUUUAAUAAUUUAAUAUGA
Paramecium pentaurelia is the source of this 854-nucleotide messenger RNA. The record is from the annotation of a GenBank genome assembly. Lineage: Eukaryota; Ciliophora; Oligohymenophorea; Peniculida; Parameciidae.